Molecule: messenger RNA, 4830 nt
Organism: Gopherus flavomarginatus (Mexican gopher tortoise)
Lineage: Eukaryota; Metazoa; Chordata; Testudines; Testudinidae
Exons: 16
Coding region: 270-3479 (1069 amino acids)
Biological process (GO): SCF-dependent proteasomal ubiquitin-dependent protein catabolic process
Cellular component (GO): SCF ubiquitin ligase complex
Molecular function (GO): protein binding
Source: RefSeq, a predicted model, not a curated record
CUUCCGGUCUCGGGGCUGCCGGGAGCGUAGGGACCCGCCAUGGAGCGGCCCGCGAUCCGCCUGCCCUCAGGCCAGUGCCUGCGGGAGCGUUUCCCAGCUGACAGCUCUCUGCAGCACGUCACGCAGCGCCUCUCGACUCUGCACCCCGACCUGCUGCCGUUCACACUCCUUCAGGCACCCUGGGCACCCUGCUGCCCCCUCAGCACCGUCCUGUGCCCCCCAUUGCCCCCAGGCACCACUCCGUGCUCCCUCCCAGCACCGCCCCAGGCAUGCUGCUGUCCCCUAGCACUGCCCUGUGCCACCCUCCCCGAGCACCCCACUGCCCCCGGACACCACCCCAUAACUGCCCAGGCACCCCACUACCCCCCGAGCACUGUCCUGUGCCCUCCCAGGCACCCCGCUGCCCCCAAGCACUGUGUUGUGCCCCACACCCCACUACCCCCCCCCCCAGCGCUGUCCCGGCACCCCGCUGCCCCCGUCCCAGGCGCUUGGCGAGCCAUGACCCAUCUGUGCUGUUUCCCCAGACUCUGGGCGACCUGCUCCUGGCGCUCACCGAGAUGGGAUUCACCGAAGGGCAGGCACACGCAGCCAUCCAGGCCGGCUCCCUCAGCCUGCAGGAGGCCACAGAAUGGUUACUUCAGGAGAGGGGGCAGCGGCUCCAGACAGCGCCCCCUGAAGAGCCAGGAGGAGCAAUUGCAGCUUUCAACCUUCCCAAGCUCCAGGAGGUGCCUUUGGGGUCAGAGGCACCCCGUGCCGAGCCCCGCUUGCCAGGUGCAUGCCCCCCUGCCCCGCUUGGCCCCUCUUCUUGGCAGGCGACCGAGGGGGCGGCUCCAUCACUCUCUCUCUCUGCGCCCCGGGGGCCUAGCUCCCCCGGGUGGCCAGGGGCUGAGGCUGGGCACAGCUGCAAGAUGAAGGCAAGCCGAAAGGAGUUGGAAGAGCAGCAGCGGGAACGCCUGGCUCAGGAGGCAAAAGCCGAGAAACAGAACAAGCAGAAGGAGCGCGAGCUGGUGCUGCGGAGAAUCGCUGACGACCGGAGACGCUUCCAGGCAAAGACCCAGUGGGCCCAGAUGCCGGCCCCCCCGGCUGCCCAGGGCCACAGGCCGGAGGGCAGAGCCCAGCUGGCGAGUGACGGGCAGUGCCUGCUGAUGAUCCGCCUGCCCUCAGGCCAGUGCCUGCGGGAGCGUUUCCCAGCUGACUGCCCUCUGCAGCACGUCACGCAGCGCCUCUCGACUCUGCACCCCGACCUGCUGCCGUUCACACUCCUUCAGGGCUUCCCCAAGCGCCGCUUCGGCCCGGCUGAGCUGCCCUGCAGUCUGCAAGCUCUGGGCCUGACCCCCAGCGCCACCCUGUGCGUCCUGGCCACCAAGCCGCUCCCGUCAGGCACCUGCGCCCUGGCAGCCCCCCAGGCCAGAGAUGGACCCCUGCAGCCCCCUGGGCCUCAGGCAUUGCCCGUGGAGGAGCACGCCUGGGGCAGGGGCGAGAUCCUGAGCCUCAUGCCGGAAGAGGCCAUGGCCGAAGGGAUGUUCCCAGAUGCCGAGGAGCUUCGGCUGGCGCUGAGCUCCCCUGCGCGCAGGGUGGUGCCAGGGAAACCCGGGGUCCAUGGCCUUUGGGAGUCGACCUCCCCAUCGCACCAUCACUGGGGCCAAGGACAACGGCUGACGCUAGGAAAUCCAGAGCAAGCACCCACUGUGUGCAGCCCGCUGGACGAGGAGCUGUCCCCCCGAGGCUCAGGGCCGGCUCCUUUGCUGCCAUCUCCGAGCCGGGGCCCGAUGGAGCCGCAGCACCAGUGGCCGGCAGAGGGCAACAGGCUCAGGGCUGCAGACGAUGGGCGUGGUGUGGGCCCCUCGGACCUGCCGGGCGCCGUGGCCCAGGCAGCGGAGCAGCGCUUCCACAAUGCCUUGCGGGGCCAAGAGGAGCCAGCCCCACCCCCAGGGCACAAGAACCCCCCCCGCCUCUCCCACGUGCCUUCGCUCUUCCAAAUGGCCCUGCGGGCGGCCAUGGCCCUCCUGACAGCACCCCGAAAGCAGUACUGCAGCAGCCUGGCCUCCCUGACGCCCCCGCUGGCUGAGCGCAUCCUGGCCUGCAUGAUCCACCACAGGCUGCUGCGCCCCAAGACCCUGGAGCUCUUCUUUGGCUGCCAGAUACAGACCCUGGUCCUCAACUGUUACGCCUACGCCACCAACGAGCUGCUGCGGCAGCUGCGGGCCUUCCAGAGCCUGCGGCACCUCAGCCUGGUCUCCUGCGCCCUGCUCACCGACCAGGGGCUGUCCGUGGUGAGACACCUGCAGAGACUUCAGCACCUCAACCUCUCAGCCUGUGUCAAGCUCACAGAUGCCUGCCUGCACUUUAUUAAAGGGCUCCCGCACCUCUCGCACCUGGCUCUGGACCAGACCAAAAUCAGCGACUGCGGCAUGGUGGAUUUCCUGCACUCGGGUCCCUCCGCGCUCAGCCACCUGCUCCUCAACAGGACGGCGAUCACAGAGAGCACGCUGCGCCUGCUGCCCCAGUACGCGCCCCACCUGGCGCUGCUCAGCCUCCAGCAGACCGAGAUCUCGGAUUUCUCUGCCCUGCAGCAGCUGAGCCGCCUGCACACGCUGCACCUGGACGACACCCGCGUGAGCCAAGCCUCCCUGGCGGCCCUGGCCUCCCACCCUGCCCUCUCUACGCUCACCCUGUCUGGAGUGCAGUCCGUGGAUGGCGACCUGGCGCUGCAGCUGGUCUCAGGCCUGCCACUGGCCCAGCUGAGCCUGCCAAGCCGGCACACAGUCACCGACUCCGGCCUGCAGUUCCUAUGCCGCCUGGAGGGGCUGCUGGAGCUAGACCUGACCGAUUUCACCCACAUCACUGACGAGGGGCUGCGCCAUCUGCCCCAGCUGCACAGGCUGCGGCGGCUCUCCCUCUGCAACACUCUGGUGAGUGACUCCGGGCUGCAGCACCUGCAGGGCCUGCAGCACCUCGAGGAGCUGUGCCUGGACCGCACUGCUGUCUCCAGCGCAGGUGCUGGGCCUGGCGAGCACGCCCGUGGGAGACAGCGUGGUGAGGCUGGGUAUCAGCCGCUGCAAACAGCUCCACAAGGUGAACCUGAGCCGCACGCGUGUCACCGACCGAGGGCUGCGUUACCUCCGCCAAGUGCCCAUCGCUCAGGUGAACCUGGAUGGCUCCGGGGUGACGGCAGCCGGUGUGGCCAGCCUCCUGGCUGCCUGCCCCAGCAUUGUCAGCAUCCGAGCCAGCCACCUGCAGGCGUUGUCCCCCGAGCAGCUGUCGGACGAGGAGCUCCCCAGUUAGCCCUGGCGGCUCCUCCCCAUCGCAGUCCCCAGGGCCGGCCUGCCUGCUCUGCAGGGCUCAGCAUCCCAGCCUGGCGGGGCGGGGUGGGGCGGUGGAGACAGGCUCCUCCCACAGCCCCCCGGGCGCGCAAUGUCCUGCCGCAGGCUGAGGGGGCCAGUUUGGGGGUGCUGAAUAAAGCAGGAUCCUCUGGCUGAAUUCUCCUCCUGUACCCAGGGAGAGGCAUUGCUGCCCCAGUCAGCUUCAGACACCCGCCAGUGGGGGGAGCCCUACGGAAUGGCCCCUCUACAAACCUUGUUCCCCGACCUUGGGCCCCACAGAGCCCCCCCCCCCCCCCCCCGGGCUGCCUGGUGCAAGCAGGGCCUGAGCACUGUCAGAGGGGGUUCAACCCAUGAUAACAAACCCCUUCUGCAGCCCACAGGGGCCCAGCUUGCAGGGACACUCAGCCCCUCCCCCAGGAGUUAACCCCUCUGGGCCAUGAGGCUGCCCGCGCCGGGGCGGGCAGGAGGGGAGCAGGUCGGUGCCAAGGGAGCCAGGCCGGAGGCGUGCGAGAGUGAAGAGGGGACGCCAGCCUCUGUAGGAGCAGGAGGGAGACAUGCAUUUCCCUGCCUUGCCUGGCUGAAGCUAUGGGGGCCCUGUGCCUGCCCAGGGCUGAGACUAGGGGAGCCCCGUUCCCAAGGGGGCUCUGUGCCCCCCCGGGGCUGAGACAAAGGGAGCCCCGUCCCCGCCCGGGGCUGAGACUAGGGGAUCCCUGUCCCCACAGGGGCUCCGUGCCCCCCCCAGGGCUGAGACUAGGGGAGCCCCGUCCCCAAGGGGGCUCUGUGCCCCCCCCCGGGGCUGAGACAAAAGGAGCCCCGUCCUUGCCCGGGGCUGAGACUAGGGGAGCCCUGUCCUCACGAGGUCUCUGUGCCCACUCAGGCCUGAGACAAGGGGAGCCCUGGCCCCAGCCCUGAAGGUGGUGACAUGUUGAGUCCCAGUUCCCUGGGGCUCAUAGUGGGGGCAGCAAUAUCCCAGGCCAGCUUGGCCUCCCCCCAGAGGGUUCCCACUUCCCAGGCCGGGCACCUGCCCCUCCCUCGUUGCAGACAAUGGGGCAGCCUGUGUCCUGCAGGUCAGUGUUGUGCUCCCUGGGUACCCAGCCUUGAGAGGCACCACUCCACCACCUGUCGUUGGCGUCAAGGGAUCAGGUCUGGGCCUGCUGUGGCUUGGCUCCCUGGACCCACCAGCCUCUAGCAGGGCCCGCCCUGCCCUCCAGGCCCCCACAGGCCUCAUCCUCUGUACAGGCGGCGAUAGGUGAUUCGAGACUCCAAGCCCUGGGAGUUUCUCUGCGGUGCACUGAUCUCCGAUCCCCAGGCCUGCUGCUCCCAACGGCACAGAUCACACCAGAGGGGAGGAGUCGGCUCCGGCCCGGGCCCAGCUCAGCUGUCAGCACUGAGAUAUAUUGAUAGUGAAAACAAGAUGCAGGGGACCCUGAGGACGAACGUUGGAAACAAACGGUUACAUAUAAAACAAAAUGAUAACUCGCUGCCUAGAGGCUGAACCUAACGAACA